Molecule: messenger RNA, 381 nt
Organism: Rhipicephalus sanguineus (brown dog tick)
Lineage: Eukaryota; Metazoa; Arthropoda; Arachnida; Ixodida; Ixodidae
Product: histone H1, gonadal-like
Exons: 2
Coding region: 1-381 (126 amino acids)
Source: RefSeq, a predicted model, not a curated record
AUGCCGAAGAAAGAGGCGGAGGCUAACCGCGGUCCGCCAAAGGCCGGGCGUGGGAAGCGCCAGGUUGCUGCUGACGACGAUGCCGCUGGCCCUUCCAACGAGGCUACCGCUGCCAAGCGGUCACGCGGUCGACCGCCGAAGGUUGUGUCAGUGGAGCCGCUAGCGCCGAAGCCCAUCGCAACCACGGCGGCUCGGAAGUCGCGGAAGGCAGUGCAGGCGACGCAGCCCGAGAGCGAGAACCCUUCCGCCGGCAAGGCAGUCGCAACAAGAGCCCCAAGAGUGAGGCGUGCGAAACGCUCGAGAAGCUCCUCUGCAAGCAGCAACAACGACACGGCAAGCGAGGCUCCAAAGCGUCGAAGCACCAAGAGGAAGGCUGUUUGA